Molecule: messenger RNA, 630 nt
Organism: Mercenaria mercenaria
Lineage: Eukaryota; Metazoa; Mollusca; Bivalvia; Venerida; Veneridae
Exons: 4
Coding region: 1-480 (159 amino acids)
Source: RefSeq, a predicted model, not a curated record
AUGACGGAGAAACUUCAGUUUAAAAGUAGAAAGAGUGAUCACCACACGGAGGAAGAAGAGAUCUAUCAAUUAUGCAAGUAUGGUCAGCAAGACAGGAGGGAAUACUAUUACACACUUGGUUUUCAUAGCGAUGCUGUAUUUAUAGCUGAAAGAAAUGAUAAUGAGACAACAAUCCUACUGUCUUACAAUGGAUUUAGGUCAAUGAAUGGAAAGAUGACAUAUGUCAGACUAGUUUGUGACAGAGAGAGAAUUCUACCACAAGAUGCCAACUUCACUAUACUGAAGGAUAUGAAAGGUCUGGGGAAAGUGUAUGGAGAACUUCACCAUGUCAGUUGUUGCCCCGAUGGUUAUCUACAGGUACAGAAUACAGACCAAGAUGGACAACCGGUGAAGCAGACCCACACAGAAGGACAACUUACAAUUAAUGGAACAGAUAAUCUGUCAAACAGUACUGAUUCUGGUGAGAAAUCAGUUUUAUGAAUGUUGACUCUGUGGUCAGCUCAGGUUUAGGUCGAAGUGACUUAGCUUACUUGUAUCUGUGUGGAAGCCCAUUGCUGAUCAGCAUGUUUAGGCAGCCCUGCUCAUUUGACUUAACAGAAUGGUUUAUGUUCUGAUAUUUGAAAGUUUCCA